Molecule: messenger RNA, 2757 nt
Organism: Gracilinanus agilis (Agile Gracile Mouse Opossum)
Lineage: Eukaryota; Metazoa; Chordata; Mammalia; Didelphimorphia; Didelphidae
Gene: ZKSCAN8
Product: zinc finger with KRAB and SCAN domains 8
Exons: 5
Coding region: 1-1731 (576 amino acids)
Biological process (GO): regulation of transcription by RNA polymerase II; central nervous system development
Cellular component (GO): nucleus
Molecular function (GO): DNA-binding transcription factor activity, RNA polymerase II-specific; RNA polymerase II cis-regulatory region sequence-specific DNA binding
Source: RefSeq, a predicted model, not a curated record
AUGGCUGUAGAAUCAAGGGAGACAGUAGCCUUAGCUCCUCUGGUUCAGGCUCCAGAGGAAGGUCUUGUGAUAGUAAAAGUGGAGGAGGAAGACCACAACUGGGACCAGGAAUCCAGCUUCCAUGAGGCUAACCCUCAUGGCCAGGAGAUUUUCCGCCAGCGCUUCAGACAGUUCUGCUACAGGGAAACACUGGGGCCCCGUGAAGCUUUGAUCCAGCUCCGAGCUCUUUGCCAUCAGUGGCUAAGACCAGAUUUACACACAAAGGAGCAGAUCUUGGAACUGUUGGUGCUAGAGCAAUUCCUGUCCAUCCUUCCUGGGGAACUUCAGACCUUGGUGCAGGAGCAUCAUCUAGAAAGUGGAGAGGAGGUAGUAACUGUGUUGGAGGAUUUGGAAAGACAUAUUAAUAUACUAGGACAAGAGGUCCCAGCUCAUGCCAGUGGAAUGCCCUGGGAAGAUAGAACAACUCUGGGAGCAGCACAAGAGCCACAAAAUAUUCAACCACAGCCUAUGGGGCUCAAGUGUGACUCUUCAGAUCCCCAAAUUCUGCAAGAAAGAGUUCUGCCUAUGCCCCAAGGUCCUGCUUUGUCCCAGAAGGGAAGCCCACGAGACCAGGAGAUGGCAGCUGCACUUCUCACGGCUGGGUUCCAGACUUUGGUGAAGAUCGAGGACAUGGCAGUAUCUCUUAUCCAGGAGGAGUGGGGACUUCUUGAUCCAGCACAAAAAGACCUCUGUAAUGAUGGCAGGCCAGAGAAUUAUGGCCCCAUCUACUCCCUGGGUGGUGAGACUAGGAGUGAGAACAGGGAUUUAACUCAGAACCAGGUAACAUCUGCUGAAAUGGAACCACAUGGAGAGAGAACUGCCAAACGUAACGGGAACGUUCCUGAGAGUGUUGACCAUGGACAAGCUGGUGAAUGUACAGGCAGAGUAGACAGAAGGCGAGGAAACCCUACUGGAGAGAGACGACAUAAAUGUGAGGAAUGUGGGAAGAGCUUUGCCCAAAGCUCAGGCCUUGUACGACACUGGAGAAUCCACACUGGGGAAAAACCUUAUCAAUGUAAUGUGUGUGGGAAAGCUUUCAGUUACAGGUCAGCCCUUCUUUCACAUCAGGAUAUCCACAACAAAGUAAAACGCUAUCAUUGUAAGGAAUGUGGGAAAGCCUUUAGUCAGAACACAGGACUUAUUCUACAUCAAAGAAUCCAUACUGGGGAAAAGCCCUAUGAAUGUAAUCAGUGUGGGAAGGCUUUUAGUCAGAGUGCAGGCCUAAUUUUGCAUCAGAGAAUCCACAGUGGGGAGAAACCCUAUGAAUGUAAUGAGUGUGGGAAAGCUUUUAGUCAUAGUUCUCACCUUAUUGGACAUCAGAGAAUCCAUACUGGGGAGAAACCCUAUGAAUGUGAUGAAUGUGGAAAAACUUUCAGGAGGAGCUCACACCUCAUUGGCCAUCAGAGAAGCCACACUGGGGAAAAACCUUACAAAUGUGGCGAAUGUGGGAGAGCUUUCAGUCAGAAGUCAGGCCUCAUUGAACAUCAAAGAAUCCACACAGGAGAGAGACCCUAUAAAUGUAAAGAAUGUGGGAAAGCUUUCAAUGGGAAUACAGGCCUUAUUCAACAUCUGAGAAUCCACACAGGUGAGAAACCUUAUCAGUGUGGUGCAUGUGGGAAGGCCUUUAUUCAAAGGUCAAGUCUUAUUCGACAUCAGAGAAUACACAGUGGAGAAAAAUCUGAAUCCACAUAAUAUAUAUGAAAGCUUUCAAUCCCAGGUCAGGCAUUAUUCAACAUUCAUUAGAGGAUUAGAUACCCUCUCUCAGAGCCUAGAAAUGUGCUUUGCAACUAGUAGGUGCUUAAUAAAUGUUUGUUGAAUUGAAUUGAAAAUUACACUGGAGACAGUCCCCAUCAUUGUAGUAAAUGAGUGAAAAGUUAGUCACCGUAAUAACCUUAUCUAUUAUCUAGUUUCAUAGACUCCACAUGAUAUAGCCAUAUUAUACUAGCUCUUCAGAGCAGAUUGGGCAAAAUUUACUGAUAUUUUGGCCGAUUACAUAAUGGAAUAGAACUUUUAAAUUGCCUAUUUAACCUCUGAAAUUGAAAAAUAUAUUUGAAUAAGCUGCUUAUUUAUCACCCAAGGAAUUUAACUGUGGUUCUAGUUAAAUGGCUAUGGAUUUGAGAGCUGCUACUACUCCUUUCACCACUGCAUUUUGUCUUUCUCAUUGUUUUCCUUCAUUUAUUCUUCCUUGAAAUUACUGUCAUUUCCCUAAUUGGAUGUAUUAGAAUUCAUUAGGAUAUCAUGAAGCCUCAUGAAAAACUUCAAGUUUAUAAAGACAUAGGAAAACUUUGAAAAAUAUUUAACCUUAUCAUGUUAAUAUAACCACAUUUUGUUGUAAAUACCUCUGUGAUUGUCUCCAUUGUUGGUGAAUUCUUUAUUGCUAUUUGAAUUCAGAAUACUAUAUUUUAAAAACCUUACUGAAAGGGUCUUUCUUUUUGUCAUGUCAUUUUAUUGACUCCUGUGGAAACACAGACAGUAUGUAGUCUUUACUUUUGAUGAAAUUGUCAAAGGAAGUGAAAGUAAAGUGAUGGUAAUAUAGAGAAAAUGAGCAGAAACUUUUGCCUAACUUUUCUGUCAAAGUUCAGAUAACUGCAUUUUAUAGCUCCUCUUAUUUUGUUCACUACCAUCUGCCUAUUCUACACCUUCGUACAGACUCAUGCCAUGUAACCUUCAAGAUGCCACAGAAUGGAAAAAACAGGCUAAAUAUAAAAUGUAUGUGAA